Sclerotinia trifoliorum is the source of this 4185-nucleotide messenger RNA. The record is from the annotation of a GenBank genome assembly. Lineage: Eukaryota; Fungi; Ascomycota; Leotiomycetes; Helotiales; Sclerotiniaceae.
GUUGUAUUUCCAACAUUAGCUACAAGUACCGUAAUCAUAAACAAUCAGCUCUGGAUUCAUUCUCUACUCUCUAUUCUCUAUUCUCUAUUCUCUAGUUUCCAAAGACUCAUACCCAAGUACGGUAGGUAGGAUUACUACAUGCAUGACAGUCACACCGAUUAAAACUAGGGAUUUAGCUAUUUAAAAUCAUCUUUCACUCCCUCAGCCUUUUAAUUCUAUUUGAAGGAAACGAUUCCCCAUCUUGAAAGGGUCAACUGCUACUUUUGUCCUUCUUCCAUUAUUGCAUCCCUCUUACAAUCAUUGCCAAACCUACUACUUCCAACAUCUAUCUCCUUGUCCAUCAACUCUCUUCACUUCCAUAUCUUGUCUACCCCUCACCUCUUUGCCGUUCCAGAUUUACUUGUGAUUGGGAAUCAUCAUUUGACUUGGCAAUAACCUUUCUAUCACCAAUUCACGGAUAUCAAGGCGACCUGCAGCAGCUGAAACCAAGUCAAUACCCACGAGGUACUAAGUAAGUGUCUGAUGAUCAAUCUAUCCGUCAGCAAACAAUCAAUCUGGUGAUUGAUAGCCGUAGCCGUGCAAGAGUUACACUUCAUUUCUCUAACACACGGCUGCAACUACAUCUGCAACUACAUCUGCAGCUAUUUUGGUGCUUAGCAUAUGCAGCAGAAAAGGCUUUGGUACAAUCACUGAAUCUACAACGUUUGCUCAUUCAAGUCAAUUCCAAAAAUCAGGCUGACUCGAGACUCACCAACUUAUUAGGUCAUUGGCUGCAUUUGAACCGUACGAUAAUUCAACCGCAAAAUAAUAUCUUGCCACCAUAAAAUCUCAAAUUAGGCAGUCAACCACCAACAACACCAUUCCAACUUGCACAACAAUUUAAACCUUCCCAAUAUCUUUCUUUCGCAACGGCUACGUUAUUAAGAUCAAGAAAGGAAAAGGGUUGGUUGAACAAGAUGGAUACCCCAAGCUCAAGCAAAGGUAGUGAACAAGUCAAUGAGAGGGAGGAGCCUACGACUGUGGUCGCGGGAGAAGGAUCAUCGACUGCACAGAUUGAGGUUAAACCGCGACAGGCCACGGAUAAGCAAUGCAAAGCCAAAAAAUCUAAGAAGGAAAAGGCGGACAAGAGUUGCAAAUCCAAAAGCAAGAAAACUAAAAAGGUGGUAGAAACCGAGUCUGAGAGCGAAAUUGAUGAAUCUUCGGAUUUAGAUUCUACUUCCUCUUCGUCCAGUGACUCCGACGAAUCAGAGACGGAAACUGAAAAGGAGAAGAGAAAGAGAAAGGCAAAGUCGAAGGCCAAACAAAAGCUCAAGGAAAAGCGUAAGGCUAAAUCAAAGAAGAAGGCUAAGAAAGAUGUGGGUAUCAGUUCGUUCCAUUUUUAAAUACGCUAAAUACUAAUAUUCUCUAGGAUACUUCUGACUCCGAUUUCACUUCCGAUUCAGAAUCAAAUUCGGAUAAUGAAGAUGAAGAGGAUGAAGACGAUUCCGGUGAUGCCGAAGCCGAUGACGAUGCCGAUGAGGUGGUCGACGUUACCAAUGCUCAACUUCAGGCACAAUUGAUGCAAAUUCAAGCACAACUUCAAAGAUCUUCAUUAUCGCACCCUCCGCAAUUACCACCAGUAUGGAGUUUACCUCCUCCACCUGCGGCACCAAACUCUCUUCCUCCUGGUACAAGACAGCUCCAAGCAUUACGAAGAAAGCUUCUGUUGGAUGAGAGGAAUCAAGGAAAAAAGAUUAGAAAGGAUAAGGGCAAGAGGAAGAGAGGAAGCAAGUUGGAAUACAAGAGAGUCGAUCAAUUAUGGGAUAGCACAAUUCAUAAUUACAAGCUUACCGAUACUGCGGAGGAUGAAGAGAGCUCGGAGUACGAUCAAUAUCUUUUCAAUGUUCGCCGAACAUUUGAUUGGGAGGGAAAAUAUAAGGUACGCUCCCCAAUUUCUUGCUAAACCAUCUCAGAUGCUAACAUUUUAAAGGCGACUGUUGUUGAUAUUAAGAGUAAACUUUUGAAAGAAGCUCUCAAUGAAGCCAUGGAUGGUGUCAAAGGUGUUAGUUUGGUCGAAGAGACCCCAUGCAUUGACCCUAACCUCCUUUUCCUGUACCUGGAGGACCUUCGGAAAUCUUGCAAACAAUUGAAAAAUAAGAAGGUUACUGAAAAGAAAGGCAAGAAGAAGCUCAAGAAGAGAAAUGAGACCAAGAGAAAACAUCUCAAAGUUCUCUUAAAAUAUCUCGACAAGGAUUAUGCCUCCACUAAGAAGACCCUCUAUCCCAUGUUGGAAACUGGAAUCAUAACAUUCGAUCUGCUCUGGGCCUUGUAUAAGCCUAAUACCUUGGCUUAUACGACAACUUAUGGCACCAUUGAUGAGCCAAGAGCUUUCAAAAUCGAACUGGCCGAAAAGAAUAUCAGUUUCCUGAAGGGAACUUGGUAUAAUAUUGAGGGUAAAUAUUUGGAGUAUGAUGGAAAGACGUGGGGAAUGGGUAUGUUACAUGUAUGUUCCACCAAAAUAAUCCACUAACGUCAUUAUAGGUACCAUGGAUUGUGAUGUUCCAGCUUUCAAGGGUGCAAGAAAGAUUACAAGUCUUAAUUGUUAUCCUUUAAAAUAUCACAAAAAUGAAGCCAAACUUCGUACCGAACUUAUCGAGAGAGGUAAGAAGUUUGUGGCAUUACAAGGUGUUCACUACAAGAGUCAUAAAGGAAUGGCAUAUUACAAGAAGCGCAAGUCUAUUGUCAAAGUCAAUAUUGAUGGUAGAGUUAUGGUCGACCCCGCUAUUCAUCGACGAAUCUUACCAAAUUAUAACGUCAGCACCGUCAAGCCUAAUGAUCCAGAUCUUAUCGAUGAUUCUGAUAGUGAGGAUUAUGAAUGUGGUUGUUGUGGUGAUGAUGGUUCUGAUGAUGGUCAAGGAGAUCGUGGUUUGGAGACGAGGGAAGAUAAUGAUGAACCAAAGAUGAAGUUCAAGGUUGUUCUCGAUGAAAAGGAGAAACCUCAUCUAGUUUCAGUUCCUGUCGAUGAAGAUGGCAAUGAAGUUAUUGUUGAGAAAUUGGAUGAAGUUCCAAGUAAGAUUACCAAUAAGGACAACAAGGAUGAAACGACACAGGCAGAAGAUGAUAAGAAAUCUCUUCCUAUCUUCACAGAUGAGGAAUAUCUAAUCGCUUCUCCUGUUGUUCUUGGAUUCGCUUUUGCUGAAAAGCUUUGGCUCGAAUUCACAGUUUCAGGUAUCAAAGAUAUCGUUUGGAACGAAGGUGCUUACGAUUCUCUUGUCUUAGAAGAUAACACCAAAGCCAUUGUCAAAGCUCUCGUCGAAUCCCACAAAUAUCAUCCAGCUGAAAGUAUUGAUGAUGUUAUUCAAGGUAAAGGUAAGGGACUUGUGGCUGUUCUUCAUGGCCCUCCUGGUACUGGUAAAACUCUCACAGCAGAAGGUAUAUCGGAACUUCUUAAAUGUCCUCUCUACAUGGUUUCAGCUGGAGAACUUGGUACCGAUCCAAGGACUCUUGAAGCAGAACUUCAAAAGAUCCUUGAUAUUGCACAUGCAUGGGGUGCAGUUCUUCUUCUUGAUGAAGCAGAUGUUUUCUUGGAGAAGAGAACAAUUCAGGAUAUUCAUCGUAAUGCUUUGGUUUCUAUUUUCCUGAGACUUUUGGAAUAUUUCCAAGGUAUUCUUUUCUUGACUACGAAUAGGGUUGAAACAUUUGAUGAUGCUUUUCAAUCAAGAAUUCAUAUCGCAUUGAGAUAUGGAGAUUUGAGUCCAAAGGCAAAGAAGAGUGUUUUUAAGAUGUUUAUUGAGAGAGUUAGGGUUUUGGAGGGUAUCGAUACAAUGCCUUUUACUGAAGAAGAUUAUAAUGCUUUGGCUAGGAAUAAUUUGAAUGGAAGACAGGUAUGUUUUUUUUCCCCAUCCUUUCCUUUUUCAUUUAAUUUGAGAAUAUAAUUAACAUAUUACUUUAGAUCAAAAACACAAUUCGUACAGCUCAAGCCCUCGCUGUCAAUAAUAAAGAACCACUUUCUAUGGAACAUAUCAAACGUGUUUUGGAUGUUUCAAAUGCAUUUGAUAGGGAUUUGAAAGGAGGAACAGGUUUUGAGGAUGCUAUGAGAGGGUACUUUUAAUUUUUCUCUAUUAUUGCUGGCAAUGGUUGGGAUAGGAUGGUUAUGAGUGGUGGAGUGAGGUUUCUUUGGGCAUAAAUAAAAUCAAUUUUUACUGG